AUGCUAGAAGAAGCAACUGAAAAAUGGAUCCUAUAUACUGAUGGUGCUGCUAAUGUUAAAGGAAUAGGAUUAGGUAUCGUACUAAAAUCGCCACAGGGGGAUAUCAUACCCCAAGCAGUAAAUUGUCAUUUCAUAGCUACUAAUAAUGAUGUAGAAUACGAAGCUUUAAUUUCUGGUAUGCAAUUGGCUAAAGAUAUGAAUAUUAGGAACCUUAAAGUACAUGUAGAUUCAUUACUUUUAGCAAAUCAUUUUAAUGGAUCAUACGCUGCGAAAGGAGAAAAAUUAAUGCAAUAUCUAGAUAUAGUUAAGAAAUUAGCUGAAAAUUUUGACUUAUUCGAUAUAGAACAAGUACCUAGAGAAGAAAAUGUUGAAGCUGAUGCCUUAGCAAACCUAGGUUCAACAACUAAGAUUUCGUUUGAAACUAGUAUUCCUAUAGUUCAUGUUCUAUAUCCUGCCAUAGAUAAAGAUUCUCAUAAAACUUUAGCUAUUCAAGAUAGUGAAACUGGAGAAUCUGAAAACAAUCAAACUUCAUGGAUGACACCUGAAAGGAAUAUAUAA
Erigeron canadensis is the source of this 558-nucleotide messenger RNA. RefSeq lists its product as uncharacterized. The record is from RefSeq and is a predicted model, not a curated record. The coding region runs from base 1 to 558 and encodes 185 amino acids. NCBI's taxonomy places the organism in Eukaryota, Viridiplantae, Streptophyta, Magnoliopsida, Asterales, Asteraceae. The transcript has a single exon. Gene Ontology annotation, molecular function: nucleic acid binding; RNA-DNA hybrid ribonuclease activity.